AGCAAAGGACAUAGGCUAAGCGAUGGCGCUGCUGACGAUGAUUGCCCGGGUCAUUGAUGGUCUGCCAUUGGUGGGCACCAUGCAGGACGACGAGCAGAGCGGUCGCAGUAUCUUGGAUUAUCAAAAUCAAGCGAAAAUGCUUUUUCGCAAGUUGGGCACACAUUCGCCAGCGCGCAGCAGCAUCGAAACAGGACCAUAUUUAUUUCACUAUCUUAUCGAGAACGAUGUUUGCUACUUGGUGAUGGUUGAUAAAAUGUAUUCGAAGCGCUUGGCAUUCAACUAUCUGGAGGAUCUGGCACAGGAGUUUCAUACAAACUACGGGCGGCGUGUCAAUUCGGUGACACGCCCCUACGCCUUCAUCGAGUUCGACGUGUACAUACAGAAGGCGAAAAAGCAACUGACAGAUCGCAGACGCAACAUAAGCAACAUCAACACUCAGCUGCAGGAUGUGCAGCGCAUAAUGGUCCAGAACAUUGACGAUGUACUGCAACGUGGCACUGUUUUGGCGGAGCUGGACACUAAAACACAAAACUUAUCAAUGAUGUCGCAGAAGUAUAAGAAGGAUGCCAAAUUACUAAAUCGCAAAUCAAUGUACGUCCAGGCGGCCGCCGUGGGCACUCUAUUUCUAGUGUUCAUACUUUACUUUUGGGUUUUGUAAUAUAUGUACGUACGUUAGUCGCACUAGAUGUUAGUUGUCAAUAUGAUAUAAUGUAUGUAUGGGUCGUUCGGGCGGCACGCUUUCAUCUUUGUUGUGUGCCGCUGGCAUCGUUGCUUUCAACACGUCAUAGACGACGAGCAGCGGAGCAGCCGUGGCGCCAACUGUGUGCUGCUUAUUUCAAAGGCCAAAAGACAUUUCAAUAUUUAAUAUAGUACUUGUAUAACAACAACAAGAGCAGCAGCUGCAGCAGCAACAGCAACAACAACCUAGAUAAUAAUAACCACUGAAUUGGGGGCACAUCAUUUUGACACGCUGACCCGCUGCUUGCUUCAAUUUAUACCUUGCGUUGUGGGUUUAAACUACCUUUUAUUUCCAAAACAUACACAUGCGAAUACUGAGACACACACACACACACACACAUACACACCCAAAGAGAGGCGAGCAACAGCUCCAUAAAACGGCGAUAAUAUACUGACUACUGAUUAUGACACAUGUUCAUAUAUUUAAUUGGCUUGCUUAACAUCAUUAUCUGGCAUGCAGUAGCGAGAAAGAGAAAGGGAGAGAGAGAGGGAGUGAGAGUAAUGGACAAAAUUAGUUAUAUAGACUGUAUUUAUCUGUUUAUGGAGCCGGCCCACAGGCCAAGAAAACUUUUGUAAAUUAUCGUAAGCCCAAACAAAUGUGUGUAUAAAUAGCUUGUAUAUGAUGCUAAUCAUCACUAUGACUAAUGAUGGAUAUCAAUAAAAUACAAAAUUAGGCAA
Messenger RNA from Drosophila navojoa, 1416 nucleotides. RefSeq names its product vesicle-trafficking protein SEC22 (gene Sec22). The record is from RefSeq and is a predicted model, not a curated record. NCBI's taxonomy places the organism in Eukaryota, Metazoa, Arthropoda, Insecta, Diptera, Drosophilidae. Gene Ontology annotation, molecular function: SNAP receptor activity. Gene Ontology annotation, biological process: retrograde vesicle-mediated transport, Golgi to endoplasmic reticulum; endoplasmic reticulum to Golgi vesicle-mediated transport.